GAGAAAAAUCCCAAGCUCUUCUCCUCCGCGAUUUGAACCAAGAACCCAAGCCCUAAUGAGAAGGAUCACCGUUCUUGGAGCUCAGAGGAAGGCCUAACCUCGUGGUGGCUGUGGCAGAGGAGGAGGAGUGGGGAACGGGUGGCAUGGCGGCGGAGCUUGGGCAGCAGACGGUGGAGUUCUCGGCGCUCGUUCGAAGAGCGACGGAGGACUCAUUUCUUGCGCUUAAGGAGCUUGUGGAGAGGUCCAAGGCGCCGGAGGAGCAGUCGGAUUCUGAGAAGAAGAUUGAGCUUUUGAAGUAUAUUGUGAAGACUCGCCAGCGGAUGCUGCGUCUCCAUGUGCUUGCUAAGUGGUGUCAGCAGGUUCCGUUGGUUCAAUACUGCCAACAGCUCUCAUCAACUCUUUCCAGCCAUGAUACAUGUUUUGUCCAGACGGCUGAUUCACUAUUCUAUAUGCAUGAAGGCCUCCAGCAAGCUCGUGCUCCAGUGUUUGAUGUUCCUUCUGCACUUGAGGUUCUUCUUACAGGGAAUUAUUGGCGGUUACCAAAAUGUAUAGAAGAUUUGGGAAUGCAGAGCGUACUUGCUGAGGAUCAGCAGGGGCCCACUCUGCAGAAGUUGAAUGCUCUUCUGCGAUCAAAACUUCUUGAAGUUUCAAUCCCUAAAGAAAUUUCUGAAAUUUCAGUGUCUGAUGGUACUGCUGUUAUUCGCGUGGAUGGGGAGUUCAAGGUGAUCCUUUCUUUGGGUUAUCGUGGCCACUUAUCUCUUUGGAGGAUACUGCAUUUAGAAUUGCUUGUUGGUGAGAAAAAAGGGCCUGUUAAACUUGAAGAAACACGGCGUUAUGCACUUGGGGAUGAUCUGGAGCGUAGAAUGGCUGCGAGUGACAAUCCUUUCAUGAUUUUGUAUACCAUUCUUCAUGAGUUUUGUGUUGCCCUUGUUAUGGACACUGUCAUUCGGCAGGUCCAGGUUCUACGCCAGGGCAGGUGGAAAGAUGCGAUACGCUUUGAACUUAUUUCUGAUGGUUCUUCUGGACAAGGGGGAAAUUCUAAUGUUAUGCAAUUAUCUCAAGAUGGUGAAGUUGAUUCUUCUACUCUAAAAACCCCUGGGUUGAAGAUCUUUUACUGGUUAGAUUCUGAGAAGAAUGUCGCAGGAUCUGAUUUGACUUCAUCUCCAUUUAUCAAAAUUGAACCAGGGAAAGAUCUGCAGAUAAAGUGUCUGCACGGUUCCUUUGUUAUAGACCCAUACACAGACAAAGAGGCUGAAUUUUCACUUGAUCAAAGUUUCAUUGACAUAGAAAAGCUCUUGCUAAGAGCUAUAUCUUGCAACAGACAUACUCGGCUCCUGGAAGUUCAGAGAGAGUUGAGCAAAAAUGUUCAAAUUUGCCAGACAUCUGGUGAUGUUGUUCUGAAGCGUGGAGGCGAAUUUGAUGUUGGCUUCUGGAAGAAGGAUGCUAAACCUCCUGAUGAGUUUUAUUGUGGAGAUGAAGUAUUGCGGGUGCGAGCUUAUGGUGCACUAUAUAUUACGCUUGGAAUAAAUAUCAGGAAUGGUCGUUUCCUUCUUCAAUCUCCUAAAAAUAAUCUCGAACCAUCCAUGCUACGAGAUUGCGAGGAAGCUCUAAGCCAGGGUAGCAUGACUGCCGCUGAAGUAUUUACAAGCAUGAGAGGCAAAAGUAUCUUGCACCUUUUUGCAUCAACUGGCAAGUUCUUGGGUCUUAAGGUUUAUGAGCAAUGCUUGAGUACAAUGAAGAUACCUAAGUCCAUAUUGCAUGGCCCUGAUUUUUUACUAAUGGGCUUCCCGCAGUGUGGGAAUUCCUAUUAUUUAUUGAUGCAACUUGAUAAGGACUUUAAACCACUAUUUAAGAUGCUUGAGACCCAACCUGAUCCUGAAGGGCAUUCCCAUUCCAUUGGUGAUGCCAUUCAUGUUAUCCGUUGUAGUAUAAUUGACAUUGCUCAGAUGCCAAUGGCCGAAGAUGAGAUGAAUCUGAGUCUGCUCAACUGGGAUAAACUAACGUCCAUCCCAAACCUAAGUUCCAAUCAACAUUCAGAUCAUGUUCUUUCGAAGUUGGGUCUUGAUCCUGUCCUGCAGCUUACUGGGUGUUCACCAUCAAGCUUCUCAUCUCUGGUUGAUGAGGUUUUUGAGUUUGAAAAAGGUCCAUCAGGAACUUUCCCUAUUCAGAACCAUAUUCCAGCAUUGCCUGCAGCUCCUUUACCUCAGUUUAACUCUCUUCCACCUAAUAAUCACACAAUUAAGGCUGGAAUUAGCUCCACCAAGUGGGAAGGCGGAUUGCAAACUACUCAAAUUAUUAGCAGUGGCAAGGUUUCUGCUGGUGUUUCUGGUUCAAAUAGUGCAUUAUAUACAUCCAGCAGUAUAAAAAGUUUACUCAGCAAUAGUCCAAAUUUGCUUCCUACUUCAAGUCCGGCACGGAAUUCACCAAUUCAGAGAUUAUCAAUGCCAAAACCUGAUCAAGAUCCAAGCUCUCAUAAGUCUCCCCACCCAUCUGAACUUGGUCCAUGUCCUGCCAAUGAAGAAGGCCAGUCAAACUUGAUGCUUGAAUGCCCCAAAGAAAUUGGUGUUAUGACUGCAAGUAGACAGUCUAGAUUACUGUCUCCACUCCUAACAACUGGUGUUCAAAGUUCUGCUCUUGUAACAUUGCCAAGUGCCAAAGCAAUUACUGGCCCAAGGAGCUCUUUGACUGAUGAUUCACUUGGAACAAUCAGAAAUGCUGGAUCAAACUCAUUGUCUACGACUCCCCUAUGCCAAACAGCCCUGUCUGAUUCUUAUUCUUCCAGCCACACUUUCUCCAGAAACGAGCGAACUUCAAGGAAGAGAUCUCUCUCAGAUGUUCUGAAGAUGAUUCCAUCAGUUCAAAGUCUAGAAGGUCGUACUGAUAUGCGAAAGAGAAGGAAAAUUGUUGAUUCAUCUGGUUCCCGUCAGGGUGAUGUGCAAUCAUUUUCUUCAGUUUUGAGUGCCAAACAUGAUGAAUAUGUCUAUGGAAAUCUUCUUUCUGAAGCAAAUCGUGGCGCGGUUCUCUCAAAUAUUUAUGUUUCAGCUCUUCUUCACGUAAUAAGGCACUGUUCACUAUGUAUUAAGCAUGCUCGACUAACCAGCCAGAUGGAUGCUCUGGACAUUCCAUAUGUUGAGGAAGUAGGUCUGCGGACUCCCUCUUCUAACUUGUGGUUCAGAUUGCCUUUUGCCAUGGAUUAUUCAUGGCAAAAUAUAUGCUUACGACUUGGUAAACCUGGAAGUAUGUGCUGGGAUGUCAAAAUCAAUGAUAAACAUUUCAGGGAGUUAUGGGAACUACAGAAGGGAAGUACCACCACUCCAUGGGGUUCUUGUGUUCGUAUUGCCAAUGCAUCUGAUGUGGACUCCCAUAUUCGUUAUGAUCCAGAAGGUGUUGUGUUGAGUUAUAAAACAGUUGAAGCUAAUAGUAUUGAAAAACUAGUGUCCGAUUUGCGUAGGCUUUCUAAUGCACGUUUGUUUGCAUGUGGCAUGCGGAAGUUACUUGGUGUGAGGUCUGAUGAUAAGCUUGACGAUAGCAACAAUAGCUCUGACAAUAAGUUGCAAAUUGUUGUAAAAAGUGAGGUAGUAUCUGAACAAGUUAAAAGGACUUUCAAGAUUGAAGCAGUUGGUCUUAUGAGUUUGUGGUUUACUUAUGGCACAAUGCCUGUGACUGCUCACUUUGUUGUUGAAUGGGAGUCUGGUAAGGAGGGGUGUACAAUUCAUGUUUCUCCUGACCAACUUUGGCCUCAUACCAAGUUUUUGGAGGAUUUCAUUAAUGGAGCUGAAGUAGCAUCUUUCUUGGAUUGUAUCCGGCUUACAGCAGGGCCUCUGCUUGCUCUUAAUCAUGCAAUACGUCCUGCACGGAUGCCUGGUCCUGUAAAUCCUGGGCCUACACCUGGUCUUAAGCAGAAUACCCAAGGAGGGUUGCCAAGUGCCUCAUCAUCAGUUACUACCCAACCUUCUGCUUCUAUGGCAACUGCUGUUGUUCCUCCACUCGGCAAUCAGAAUCUUCAUGCUUCCACGAUGUUAUCUGCAGCUGGGCGAGGUGGGCCAGGAAUUGUUCCGAGCUCAUUAUUGCCCAUUGAUGUUUCUGUUGUUCUACGGGGCCCAUAUUGGAUACGCAUCAUAUACCGAAAGAAGUUUGCAGUGGAUAUGCGUUGUUUUGCUGGAGAUCAGGUUUGGCUGCAGCCUGCAACACCCCCCAAGGGGGGUCCUUCAGCUGGGGGAUCAUUGCCUUGUCCACAGUUUCGGCCUUUCAUCAUGGAGCAUGUUGCCCAAGGGUUGAAUGCUCUAGAGCCCAAUUUCUCUGCUGGGGCACAUACAGGUGGACAUCUACCUGCAGGCAAUGCUAAUCCAAGUUCGACCACACAAAAUCUACCACAAAACAGCAAUCGCAGUAUGACAAAUGCUGGGCCAAUGACUAGACCAACUUCAGGUGCUGGGGGUCAGGUAACUAAUGGGUUGAGCCGAAUCAGCAAUGCCAUGUUGGCAUCAUCAGGGAUUUCUACAGGACUUUCGGGGGUGCCCUUGCGUAUACCUCCGGGUGCAGGUGUUCCUGUGCAUGUAAGAGGGGAGCUAAAUACAGCUUUCAUUGGGCUAGGCGAUGAUGGGGGUUAUGGUGGUGGAUGGGUACCCCUUGCUGCUCUUAAAAAGGUUUUACGGGGCAUACUGAAAUACCUUGGAGUGUUGUGGCUAUUUGCUCAAUUGCCAGAUCUUCUGAAAGAAAUCCUUGGUUCAAUACUCAAGGAGAAUGAAGGGGCUUUACUAAAUUUGGAUCAAGAGCAGCCAGCAUUGCGCUUUUUUGUGGGGGGGUAUGUUUUUGCCGUAAGUGUUCACAGGGUCCAGCUUCUAUUGCAAGUCUUGAGUGUGAAGCGCUUCCACCAUCAGCAGCAGCAGCAACAGCAGACUCAAUCAAACACUCAGGAGGAACUGACUCAAACUGAAAUUACUGAGAUCUGUGAAUACUUCAGCAGGCGGGUAGCUUCUGAGCCUUACGAUGCUUCUAGGGUUGCAUCAUUUAUCACCCUUCUCACCUUACCUAUCUCAGUUCUUCGAGAGUUUUUAAAACUGAUAGCUUGGAAAAAAGGUUUGCCACAAGCACAUGCUGGUGAUAUAGCUCCCGCCCAAAGGGCUCGAAUUGAGUUGUGCUUGGAGAAUCACUCAGGAUCCAUUUCCGGUGAUAAUUCAUCUUCGACAAAAAGUAAUAUCCAUCAUGAUCGAGCACAUAAUUCGGUUGAUUUCGCUCUCACCUUUGUACUUGAUCCAGCGCACAUACCUCACAUCAAUGCUGCUGGUGGAGCUGCAUGGCUACCAUACUGUGUUUCAGUUAGACUUAAAUAUUCAUUUGGUGAAAAUACUCAUAUUUCUCUUCUUGGAGUGGAGGGAAGUCAUGGUGGCCGAUCUUGCUGGUCCCGUUUGGAAGAUUGGGAAAAAUGCAAGCAUAGAGUCCAGAGAUCUGUGGAAUUUACGAACGGGAAUUCUGCUGCUGAUAUCACUAGUCAGGGGAGGUUGAGAUUGGUUGCCGAAAAUUUACAAAGAUCAUUGCAAAUAUCAUUGCAGCAGCUCCGAGAUGGUGCUCUUUCUUCUAGCUCAACUGCAACUUGAUCGGUUUCUCCCGAUAAGAAGAGAUUUUGAAUCGACAACAAGUGCUGACGUUCAACGUGUUCGUUCAAGACGCAAAACCUAAUUUAAGGUUCAAUUCAUUAUAAUGGAAUACCAUGACAGCUCCUUGACAUUCAAUACCACUGUUCACAAUUAACUGAUCAAGCUUCUGGUUGACUUUCGGUCUGUUGUGUCGGCGAGAGGCUGUUCAGUGUAAUAAUCUGGUAACAAAGAUUAUGGGAAUGAGAUAAGAUGGUGUAAAUACGAUAGAUGGAAACGGUCGGCAAUGAUGAACAAGUUCCUGCCAUAGAUUUAUUUAGUCCAUUAUCAGGACACUGUUCGGUGUAAUACGAAAGACGGGGAAUGGUGUUCCGGCUUUUUGCUUUGAUUAAGUAUCGGCUAUGCAUUUGUAACUUAUGCAAAUGAAGAAUGUUCGAAGCUUUUAUGCCGAAAGUAGCUAAUGGUUAUACCAGGAAAAACAAAUUCAGUGUAACAUAGAACUUAACCAAUGUUGUUUGACAUUGUGCUUUUUUAUUCUUGUUUAUGUUCUUCUGGAGAACUAAGUUAUGUGAUGAAUGCUAUUUGUUGUAGAACUAGAUGUCAUUGUUGUGUUUGCUGGAGAUUGCUUCUUAGUGUGACAGAAAAAAUAGAAACAGAUGAAUAAAAUAAGUUCACUUCCUUUUUA
Messenger RNA from Dioscorea cayenensis subsp. rotundata (Guinea yam), 6279 nucleotides. RefSeq names its product mediator of RNA polymerase II transcription subunit 14. Gene Ontology annotation, cellular component: mediator complex; core mediator complex. Gene Ontology annotation, molecular function: transcription coregulator activity. Lineage: Eukaryota; Viridiplantae; Streptophyta; Magnoliopsida; Dioscoreales; Dioscoreaceae. The transcript has 8 exons. Bases 144 to 5597 code for a protein of 1817 amino acids. The record is from RefSeq and is a predicted model, not a curated record. Gene Ontology annotation, biological process: regulation of transcription by RNA polymerase II.